Molecule: messenger RNA, 6813 nt
Organism: Myotis brandtii (Brandt's bat)
Lineage: Eukaryota; Metazoa; Chordata; Mammalia; Chiroptera; Vespertilionidae
Gene: ALS2
Product: amyotrophic lateral sclerosis 2 (juvenile)
Exons: 34
Coding region: 379-5346 (1655 amino acids)
Molecular function (GO): guanyl-nucleotide exchange factor activity
Source: RefSeq, a predicted model, not a curated record
CGCCCCUGCGGUGGGCUCAGCCGCGUGACAUGCCUUCACGACCCCCCUCUUCCCGGCCCCACCCACGCUGCCGGCCCCCCAUUCAUUCAUGAGGCUCCGUGGAAUGCUCACUCCUAGCGCUGCGCUGAAAUCCCGGGGCGCUGGCCGCGAGCGAACCUGGGGGAGUGUACGGGCGGCGUUGCCCCGGAAUCGCCGCGGAGAGGGGAUCGAGGGUUUGGGCGGCUUGAAAAGGCGGGUUCGGACAAAGAAAACGACUUUGCUAUUAAGCAUUAGUGUUCAGCCAAGUUCUUUCGUGUGUAAAACGAUCUGCCCGAGGGCGGUCUUUAGAAUCUUUUGCAAAGAGGAAACGAUUUGGUGAUGGAGUGCUCCCACUGACCGAUGGACUCAAAGAAGAGAAGCUCAACAAAGGCAGAAGGAUCCAAAGAAAGAGGCCUGGUCCAUGUCUGGCAGGCGGGAUCCUGCUCUGUAACCCCAGAGAGAUUGCCCGGCUGGGGAGAAAGGACUGUUCUUCAGGCGGCCCUGGGAGUGAAGCAUGGAGUUCUUCUGACGGAAGAUGGGGCAGUGUACAGCUUCGGCACCCUUCCCUGGAGAAGUGCACCAGCAGAGACCUGUCCGAGCAGCCCCAUUCUAGAACAUGCCCUGGUUGGGCAAUGUGUCGUUACUGUGGCAGCGGGGAGUUUCCACAGUGGAGCGGUGACAGAAAGCGGUGUCGUGUACAUGUGGGGAGAGAACUCCGCUGGCCAGUGCGCCGUCGCCAACCAGCAGUGGGUUCCGGAGCCCAGUGCCGUCAGCAUUGCUGACUCCGAGACCAGUCCUUCGUUAGCAGUCAGGAUUUUGCAGUUGGCAUGUGGAGAGGAGCACACACUGGCAUUGUCGAUAAGCAGAGAGAUUUGGGCAUGGGGUACCGGUUGUCAGUUGGGUCUCAUGACCACUACCUUCCCAGUGACAAAGCCACAAAAGGUGGAGCAUCUUGCUGGGCGUGUAGUGCUCCAGGUCGCCUGUGGCGCGUUCCACAGCUUAGCACUCGUGCAGUGCCCCCCUUCUCAGAAGCCAGUCCCGGAACGAUGCAACCAGUGCAGCCAGCUCUUGAUGACUAUGACUGACAAAGAAGACCACGUGAUUAUAUCAGACAGCCAUUGUUGCCCACUAGGUGUGACAUUGGCGGAAUCCCAGGCAGAAAACCAGGCUAGCACUGCCAUCAGCCCCUCCACGGAAACCCGGGACAGCCAGGGAGAAGUGUUUGAGAACACGCAUAUACAGCAUGAUCUGGCUGUAGCUAACAAACUGAAUGUUGGAAAUGUUCAGACCACCAGUGGCGAUGCUGUUCCCCCCCAACUAGACAUCAUAGGAACAACGGAAACAUCUUCUGCUAGAAAUAUACCAUUGGACCCUGAUGCUCCAGCAGGGAAUGAACACGUGCAGAAACUGUCAGAUCCCUCAAAGAGAGAGAACUCGGAGAACGGUGAAAAGCCAGUGCCAUCCCAGCCUCUUGUAGAAGAAGCAGUUCCUAAUCUUCACAGCCCACCAACCACAAGCACCUCAGCCCUAAACAGCCUCGUGGUCUCGUGUGCAUCUGCUGUUGGUGUGAGAGUGGCUGCUACCUAUGAAGCCGGGGCCUUGUCUCUUAAGAAAGUUAUGAACUUUUAUAGUACAGCCCCAUGUGAGCCUGGAGCUCAGGCAGGCAGCAGUUCCAUAGGCCCAGAAGGUCUGAAGGACAGCAGAGAAGAGCAGGUUAAACAGGAAUCCAUGCAAGGAAAGAAGAGUUCAAGUCUCGUGGAUAUCAGAGAAGAAGAAUCAGAGGGAGGCAGCCGCAGGCUCUCCCUCCCUGGAUUGUUGUCACAAGUGUCCCCCAGGCUGCUAAGAAAGGCUGCACGGGUGAAAACACGGACAGUGGUUCUGACCCCGACAUACAGCGGAGAAGCAGAUGCGCUCCUGCCUUCCCUGAGAACAGAGGUGUGGACCUGGGGCAAAGGGAAGGAAGGGCAGCUGGGGCAUGGCGACGUCCUGCCCAGGCUUCAACCAUUGUGUGUAAAAUGUCUGGAUGGUAAAGAAAUAAUUCACCUGGAGGCAGGUGGCUACCAUUCCCUUGCACUUAGUGCGAAAUCCCAGGUUUACUCAUGGGGUAGCAAUACCUUUGGCCAACUUGGGCAUUCCGAUUUUCCAACAACUGUUCCUCGUCUUGCAAAGGUAAAGAGUGACAAUGGAGUCUGGAGUGUAGCCGCAGGCCAGGAUUAUUCCCUGUUUUUAGUGGAUACAGAAGACUUCCAGCCUGGGUUGUAUUACAGUGGCCGGCAGGACCUUACAGAAGGUGACAACCUUCCAGAGAAUCCCAGUGGUACUAAGGCUCCAGUACUUCUCUCCUGUAGUAAGCUUGGAUAUAUAAGCAGAGUGGCAGCCGGAAGAGACAGCUAUCUAGCCUUGGUGGACAAGAACAUUAUGGGGUAUAUUGCCAGUCUCCAUGAGUUGGCUGCUACGGAAAGACGGUUUUAUUCAAAACUAAGUGACAUCAAAUCUCAGAUUCUCAGGCCUCUUCUCAGUUUAGAAAAUUUGGGCACCGCAAGUACUGUCCAGCUGUUGCAGGAAGUGGCAAGCCGGUUCAGUAAGCUGUGUUACCUAAUUGGGCAGCAUGGAGCCUCACUGAGCAGCUUCCUUCAAGGGGUCAAGGAAGCCAGCAGCCUGGUCAUUCUGAAGCACGCCAGCCUCUUCUUGGAUAGUUACACAGAGUAUUGUACAGCUAUUACACAUUUCCUGGUUAUGGGAGGAUUCCAGCUGCUCGCUAAGCCUGCCAUUGAUUUCCUAAAUAAAAACCAGGAGCUGUUGCAAGAUUUAUCAGAAGUGACUGAUGAAAACAUCCAGUUGAUAGAAAUACUGAAUACUUUGUUUUUCUUGCCAACUAGACGACUUCAUAAUUAUGCAGAAGUUUUGCUAAAGCUUGCUACUUGUUUUGAAGUGACAUCUCCAGAAUACCAGAAACUGCAGGAUUCCAGUUCUUGUUAUGAGUGUCUUGCUCUCCAUCUCGGCAGGAAAAGGAAGGAAGCAGAAUACACACUGGGCUUCUGGAAGACUUUCCCUGGGAAAAUGACAGAUUCCUUAAGGAAGCCAGAGCGCCGACUGCUGUGUGAGAGCAGUAACCGAGCCUUAUCUCUGCAGCAUGCUGGGAGGUUCUCUGUGAACUGGUUCAUUCUCUUUAAUGAUGCCCUGGUCCACGCCCAGUUCUCCACACACCAUGUUUUCCCUUUGGCCACCAUCUGGGCAGAGCCCCUUUCUGAAGAAGCGGGUGGUGUGAAUGGCUUAAAGAUAACUACACCUGAGGAGCAGUUCACUCUCAUUUCAUCAACACCCCAGGAAAAGACUAAGUGGCUACGGGCUAUAAGCCAAGCUGUGGAUCAGGCUUUGAGGGGGGCGUCUGAUCAUCCACCUUAUGGAGGUGGCGGCAGCAUUCAGAGGCAGGAGCCGCCCAUUUCACGCAGUGCUAAAUACACUUUCUACAAGGAUCCUCGCCUGAAGGAGGCAACCUAUGAUGGACGCUGGUUUUCAGGGAAGCCUCAUGGAAGAGGGGUUUUGAAGUGGCCAGAUGGAAAGAUGUAUUCUGGCACGUUCAGGAAUGGCUUGGAAGAUGGGUAUGGAGAAUACAGAAUCCCAAACAAAGCACUGAGCAAAGAAGACCAUUAUGUGGGCCAUUGGAAAGAAGGAAAGAUGUGUGGUCAGGGAGUCUAUAGUUAUGCCUCUGGUGAAGUGUUUGAAGGUUGUUUUCAAGAUAACAUGCGUCAUGGUCAUGGUCUGCUACGAAGUGGAAAAUUGACUUCCUCUUCUCCUAGCAUGUUCAUUGGUCAAUGGGUAAUGGAUAAGAAAUCAGGAUAUGGUGUCUUUGAUGAUAUCACAAGGGGGGAAAAGUACAUGGGAAUGUGGCAAGAUGAUGUAUGUCAAGGGAAUGGUGUGGUAGUUACCCAGUUUGGAUUAUACUAUGAAGGCAACUUUCACCUUAAUAAAAUGAUGGGAAAUGGGGUUUUGCUUUCUGAAGAUGAUACGAUCUAUGAGGGAGAAUUUUCGGAUGACUGGACUCUUAACGGAAAGGGAACACUGACUAUGCCAAAUGGAGAUUACAUUGAAGGUUAUUUUAGUGGAGAAUGGGGAUCUGGCAUAAAAAUCACUGGAACUUACUUCAAGCCUAGUCUGUAUGAGAGUGAUAAAGACAAACCCAAAGUUUUCAGGAAACUAGGAAAUCUGGCCGUGCCGGCUGAUGAGAAGUGGAAAGCAGUGUUUGAUGAAUGUUGGCAUCAGCUGGGCUGUGAAAGUCCAGGCCAAGGGGAAGUUUGGAAAGCAUGGGAAAAUAUUGCUGUGGCCCUGACUGCCAACCGGCGCCAACACAGAGACAGUCCAGAGAUACUAAGUCGUUCACAGACUCAGACACUAGAGAGUUUGGAAUUCAUUCCUCAGCAUGUUGGUGCCUUCUCAGUGGAGAAAUAUGAUGACAUCAAGAAAUAUCUAAUAAAGGCCUGUGACACUCCUAUGCACCCCCUGGGCAGGCUCGUGGAGACACUGGUUGCUGUGUACAGAAUGACGUACGUGGGUGUGGGAGCCAACCGCCGGUUACUGCAGGAGGCUGUGAAGGAGAUUAAGUCCUACCUUAAGCGAAUUUUCCAGCUGGUGAGGUUUUUAUUUCCCGAGCUUCCUGAAGAGGGCAGCACCAUUCCUCUCUCCGCUCCUCUGCCCACAGAAAGGAAAUCCUUCUGCACUGGGAAGUCAGAUUCCAGAUCCGAAUCCCCAGAGCCGGGUUACGUGGUAACCAGUUCUGGGUUGCUGCUUCCCGUGCUCCUGCCUCGGCUCUACCCACCACUGUUCAUGCUCUAUGCCCUGGAGAACGACCGUGAGGAGGACGUGUACUGGGAGUGUGUUCUGCGACUGAACAAGCAGCCAGAUAUUGCUCUGCUGGGCUUCCUUGGGGUGCAGAGGAAAUUUUGGCCAGUGACCUUGUCAAUCCUUGGAGAGACUAAAAAGGUUUUGCCAACCACAAAAGAUGCUUGUUUUGCCUCAGCCGUGGAAUGUCUACAGCAGAUCAGCACAACGUUUACCCCAUCAGACAAACUGAAAGUCAUCCAGCAGACUUUUGAGGAGAUCUCUCAGGGCGUGCUGGCGUCUCUGCAGGAGGACUUCUUGUGGUCCAUGGACGACCUGUUUCCUGUUUUCUUAUAUGUGGUGCUACGGGCCAGGAUUAGGAAUUUAGGCUCUGAGGUACAUCUCAUUGAGGAUCUAAUGGACCCAUAUCUUCAGCAUGGGGAACAGGGCAUAAUGUUCACCACCUUGAAGGCAUGUUACUACCAGAUCCAGCGUGAGAAGCUUAACUAGGUUGCGUAACAGCUAACAACUGGAUUAUCUCUACAGAGUGUUAUAGCACCAUCUGGCACCUUCCUGUAGUGGCAAAAAAGAAUGGACUUGAAGUUAGGAUGUUUUGUUAUUUUGGUUAUUUCUGAGCCUUACUAAUGAUCAGAGCUCUGAGCCCAGAGGAAAAGACUGUACAGUUUAAAGGGAAGAUCGAAGAGGAGGUAGAAUUCAGAUUGGACCAGUCCCUGGUCUAUGUUAAGCUCCCCAACUCUCAUCUACUACUGUUUGAAGAAAGAGGACAUCCCCUCCUUCGGCGAAGGGUACGCUGCUCCACACCAUCAGGAAGGUUCUCAGUGAAGGAAGUCGAUGGACAUUUUUGAGUUUCUGGUUUGCCUGCAGUUACCCCAGACCCUUUUGCAAGGAGCAGAUUGUUCUCGAAACGACGGUUACCACACUCUGCCUUCCUAGGUUCCUUGCAAUCCUGGGUGCAUCCUGCUGCUUUGCUGAGACAGGGGCAAGAGGAACUUUUAAACUGCAGUUUUAACUUUUUCUAAGCUUUUCCACCAGGGUAUUCAUCAUAGGAGAGAGGUUCAAUAUAAUGACCAACAAAUUCCAACCCCAAACAAGGAUCGUGUCCAAAUAGGAGUAUUCUGCCUCCUGAGUAAAAGAACAUAGGAAUCUUGUCCUUGGUUUCCUUACAAUGAGCUGCUGCCGAUCCUCCCCUGUCCACAGGCAAAGGCUGUGCCUGGGGCCUGGGAAUGAGGCGAAGACUUUUGCAUGCAGGCUGCAGUGGAGCAAAGACUAGGAGACGGGGACGCGGAGGCCUGCGUCCGUCCCUGACCUCGUGUUGUGCUUCCCUGUGCCUCACAGGGGACUCACAGGGGAAGGAAAAGGAAACGCGCUCGGCUUUUCCCAUCUCACAAGUAUUGUGACACCUCAACGUCGUAGUGUUUUGCUUUUUUUAUGUUGUAAGUGGUGGGUUUAUACUGUACAAGUAACACUAGUAGCUGUUUGGAUAACAUAGGUGCUCUUCCUCAUCUCAUCUGCACACGUGAGGAGCGUACGGAGUGUCCUCCUGAUUUAUGUUAAACAGCAGAUGCUAACAAACAGGAUCAUGGUUUUUGCUCUACUUUAUAAUCAAGACGAGUGUUUAUUAAAAUACUGUUUUGGAAUGUUGGCUGUAAUGUAACAGCAAUUUUCAUAAUAAAAGACAUUCAUCUUUAUGAGGUUGUUUUGAUUGCAAAAGAAAUGACACAGGGCAGACUACAAUUUUAAAAGAAGCCGGGCUUCGUGUUUUGGUGCCCACAUUGUCAUCUGCCUCAGAGGUUCCUCUAGGGUCUCAGACAUCUCUCUUUAAAAUAAACAAACUUAAUUAUUAUUAUAGCACCUUUGGUGGCAAAGGACAAAUUAACCUGAUCCUAUUAACCCGAGGACAAGGGUCUUAAAAUAAGUCUGUUAUUUCUUUGAAUAAAAGGCAUAUUUUGAUAGUUA